This is a messenger RNA of Asterias rubens (European starfish), 3829 nucleotides long. Its product is annotated as ergothioneine biosynthesis protein 1-like. NCBI's taxonomy places the organism in Eukaryota, Metazoa, Echinodermata, Asteroidea, Forcipulatida, Asteriidae. The record is from RefSeq and is a predicted model, not a curated record. The transcript has 18 exons. The coding region runs from base 605 to 2737 and encodes 710 amino acids.
CUUGCUUAAGUCUAGUCACAGCCAAAAAUUUGCUUGACCUAUAACAUAAGCAAAAUUUCAACAGAAAUGAUUUUUUCUUUUUUUGCAACAUUCUCUUUAAAUCCUCCACAUAGCAAACAAAAGUAGGAAAAGUUGAGCAGGGGGAAAAAUGCAUCUUUAUUCUUGCGGGGGGAAAAUACAGUGGCCCCCUGUCUAGAGGGUAGAUGGGCGCGAUCAUGUUGGAUGCCAAAGACCGAUCGAUGACUUACACUGCAUAAUAUUAUUAUGAAGUUUUGGCGUUCCAUAUUUUGACGUUUCAUAACACCGAUCAUUUUUAGCACCGGUCACCGCGCCGCAUCGCUACCAGCACCGCGCACACACAUGACUCAGCAAGGACCUGCACCCGGCAGUGCGUGCACCUUGUACACACUUUACUCACGUACCUAUCCCCAAUUUUGUUAGUAGGCCCAUCUUCGAUGAUAUACAAAUUUUGUUUUUGUAUUCUGCUUCCAGAGCUAGCUAGCUACAGGUCAUCAGUCAGAAUCGUCGAUAAGUGGACGGAAGCACACGGCUGUCUCUGAGUUAAGACCCCCAGCGAGUGACCUAAAUAUAACCAGUCGUCAGAAUGGACCCGCUGAACAUCUUAACUGGGAAGUACUCCCUGAGGUCCAUAAAGCCAUUGGACCUCAACAGCUGCACCAAAGAACAAAUAUUGGAGUAUUUUGAGAACUCCUUCAGCAUCAAUGAGAGCCUGUUCACGACACUUGCUUCCGAGGAUGCAUUCUACAAGUGUCCCGAUCGUCUACGUCUACCUCUCAUCUUCUACUACACUCACACCGCCGUGGUCUACUGGAAUAAGAUGAUGCUUGCUGGUCUUGUUGAGGGGCGCUUGGAUUUAUACUUUGAGACCAUGUUUGAGACUGGAGUAGAUGAACAGUCAUGGGAUGAUACGGAGAACUAUCGGAUGGGGGGCAGCUUCAAGUGGCCACCUCUUGCAGAUGUUGUGGAAUAUCGCCGCAAGGUGCGAAACAGCAUUCACAAAGUCAUCUCCGAUACACCACUGCAACUGCCCAUAAACAUGGACAGCCCCUGGUGGGCGUUGUUCAUGGGUUUUGCUCAUGAGAGGAUCCAUAUUGACACCUCUUCAGUCCUGAUUCAACAACUUCCUAUCCACUUUCUACGUCUUCCUCAUGACUGGCGAGUGGGACCCUCAUCACAUGGUGAUGGCAUGGGAGAAAACAAGAUGAUAACUGUGCCAGAGUGUGAGGUUACCAUCGGAAAACCCUACAACUUCCCCUCCUAUGGUUGGGACAAUGAGUAUCCAGAAUGUGUGAGAAAGGUUCCUGCAUUUGAGGCAACACAGUAUAUGAUCACGAACAAGGAAUUCCUGGAGUUUGUCGAGAGUGGUUGCUACGGAAAGAAGCAGUAUUGGUCCAUGGAAGGCUGGCAGUGGAGGAACUUCCGCAAGGUUAAUCAUCCGAUAUUCUGGGUCUGCACCAAAGGUUGUGUGUCCAACUGUGGUGGCGUGUUGGCUGGUUAUACUCACUGUGACCGAGGCAGAAAUGGCCAGACCAGUGGACGACAUGGCAGCAACACUACUGGCACCUCCAAUGGCUACAGCAACAGCCUACCAGAAAACAACAACGAAAACGACGAGGAGUACAGACUGCGUACAAUGUGUGAGGAGAUCGCCAUGCCAUGGGAUUGGCCAGUGACAGUCAACUACCACGAGUCCAAAGCCUAUGCUAAAUGGAAAGGCCCGCAGUAUCGUAUCAUGACUGAAGCUGAGCAUCAUGCCAUCAGAGACAAAAAUGCAUCUGACAGACUGGAUUUGUCAAGGGACCACCUUUUCCACAAUGAUCUGAAGAAGAAGUUUAAUGGAAACUUGGCCUUUGCCACAUGCACGCCAGUCAAUAUGUACCCGCCAAGCAAGUCUGGAUUCUACGACGUAUUCGGCAACCUAUGGGAAUGGAUGGAGGAUAAUUUCAACGGGCUUCCAUCUAGUGGCUCUCACUAUUUGUAUGAUGAUUUCAGCACCCCAACUUAUGAUGGAAGACAUAAUGUGAUUCUGGGUGGAUGCUGGAUUUCUACUGGUGAUGAAAUGUCUUGUUUUGGCAGGUAUAGUUUCCGUCGUCACUUUUAUCAGCAUUCGGGGUUCCGCGUCGUGCGAUCCCUGGAGUUGGAUGCCACGCUUCCUGUCACAUUGAUUUCUACUGUUACAGACAAUGAAACAUGCUUCCCAAUGGGUACGAAAGUGGAGAUGGUGCCCACUACAAACACCCAGUUCCAAUACGAGGCCCACUCGUACCUUACCGAGUUUCUCCAGGAUGACUACACAGCCACUGACGGUAACCUCCUCACCGAAGUAGCUAAGGUCUGCAAAGAGGCCGUCCAGGCCAGAGGGGGCGCCCUCUCUCGCGCUCUGGACUUGGGAUGCGGCUGUGGCAAGUUGUCCUUUGAGCUGUCCAAACUCACGACAGAGGUUGUGGGGAUAGAUUACUGCGAGUCUUUCGUCAAAGCAGCCCAGAAGAUCCAACAGGAUGGCAGCUACAAAACAAUGCUGCCUGAUGGCAAGGUCAUAGCUGUUGAAUUACCAGAGGGGACAAACCCAUCCCGCGUAACGCUUAAGCAGCUGACCUGGGUUCCGAAUGAAAUUCUAGACUUUGACCUGGUGGUGAUGCAAGGCAUCGACCGGGUCAUGAACAUGAAAGGGGUAAGACCUUAUUCACUUGUUCAUCUCUGCAAGUCUAAACCUUAGAUUCUAAAUAUAAAUAGGACUCUUAAACAUGGACUAAACGAUGCAGCUCCCAACUUGGUUGCCUGGAGGGGGUUCGAGAAAUGAAGAAAAACAAUCAGAUCCCGCUGGACUUGUUUAACCUCUUUUUGCAUACUGCAGUGGCCAUUAUAAACCAUACUAACAGAGCAUAAACGCAAUUAUUAAAUUUGUUGAAACCAAAGUUCAACAUGGUAAAAGUAGCACACGUAAAACCUGCAAGUCUUUACUCCCCACUCAACUUGCUCUGUGAUAGCCAUCAGCAAGUUUUAAAAGCCAAGAUGCUUUGCUUGUGUGCUGUAAGUUUUAAAAGAGGCAUGGUCCAUUCUGCGCGAAAUUGUGUUACCCCAAGAACCCAUCCAGGCACCCAAAGAUGAGAGUUUAAACCCUUGCUGGUAUUGAGAUACAUUGGUGCGACCAGCUGACAUCCCUGCAAGUCUAAACAAAAACUAAACAUUAUUCUAAACCUUAUUUUUUUGUCUGAACUUCUUCCAAAUUUCUAGCCACUCUCGAUGAUUUGAAACUAUGUUGUUUCAACGUGAAAUUGUCCACUUGAAGUGUUAAAAAUUAACUUGUGGCUAGAAAUCUUGAAAAGUUACAACCACAGUGGCACAGGGGGAGGGUGGGUUAAAGGUCCAAGUAGAAAGUAUUAUGGUCUUUGGAUUGUCUCUUGGCUAAAACAAAAUCCACUACUGCUGCUCACUGUGGUUUUGGGGUAGUUUUUUUUUUUUUUUAAUAUAUCAGUGGAUGCCAUUGCAUUUGAAAGUAGCUAGAAAAUAGCUAAACACAAACAUGUAUGUGUCUUUACUUAGCUUUGCCAUCUUUAGGCUGCACUUUAAAAAUCACAAAAAAAACAAUUAAAAUAAAAAAAUCCAAAACUAAAAAUCCAAAAUGAAUAUAUAUUUUUUCAAAAACUAGCAUUGGCAUUCCCUGAUAGUAUAAAUAUGAACUAAAUAAUAUAAUUGAGAUUCACAAAUUUAAGGUAAGUUACUUUCUCUCCCUCCUUUAAAGGCAGUGAACACUAUUGGUAAUUACUCAAAAUAAUUAUUAGCAUAAAACCUUACUUGGUAACGAGUA